AUGGAUACCUGGGAGUACAUUAGGGAUGUUCGGCAGAAAGUAACUCUCAGUUCUCGAGGACGGACGGAACUGCGCAAGGGUCCCGAGGGUUCAAACCAGGCCACCCGCCCCACCGGCUCGUUAUUUCCAGGCCAGGUUAUGCUAGGACUGCGUGCGCAUGGGAGGGACUAA
Molecule: messenger RNA, 171 nt
Organism: Paracoccidioides brasiliensis Pb18
Exons: 2
Coding region: 1-171 (56 amino acids)
Source: RefSeq, a predicted model, not a curated record